Phyllostomus discolor (pale spear-nosed bat) is the source of this 1466-nucleotide messenger RNA. Its product is annotated as protein NipSnap homolog 3A. The transcript has 6 exons. Gene Ontology annotation, cellular component: mitochondrion. Bases 129 to 872 code for a protein of 247 amino acids. The record is from RefSeq and is a predicted model, not a curated record. NCBI's taxonomy places the organism in Eukaryota, Metazoa, Chordata, Mammalia, Chiroptera, Phyllostomidae.
CCGAGCCCCGCCCCGAGCCUGCGUCCUGCCGGUUGUCCUGCUAGUCGCUUCCCUAAGUGGCGAAACUGUAGGAAGAGGAAUCUAGUAAAGAAUAUAUUUGCCUUUUUCAGCGCCCCAAGCCGAGCACCAUGCUUGUUUUCCGAAGUGUCCUGACUAAGGCUCUGGCCGCGCGGACAUUGACGCCUCAGGUGUGCUCAUCUUUUGCUACAGGACCUAGACAAUGGGAUGGAACAUUCUAUGAAUUCCGUACCUAUUAUCUUAAGCCUUCAAAGAUGAAUGAGUUUCUGGAAAAUUUUAAGAAAAACGUACAUCUUCGGACAGCUCACUCUGAACUGGUUGGAUACUGGAGUGUUGAAUUUGGAGGCAGAAUGAAUAAAGUGUUUCAUAUUUGGAAGUAUGAUAAUCACACUCAUCGAACUGAAGUUCGGAAAGCCUUAGCCAAAGAUAAGGAAUGGCAAGAACAAUUUCUCAUUCCGAAUUUGGCUCUGAUCGAUAAACAAGAGAGUGAGAUUACUUACCUGGUGCCAUGGUGCAAGUUAGAAAAGCCUCCAAAAGAAGGAGUCUACGAACUGGUUACUUUUCAGAUGAAACCAGGUGGGCCAGCUCUGUGGGGUGAUGCCUUUAAAAGGGCAGUUAUGGCCCAUGUCAAUCUAGGCUACUCAAAACUAGUCGGAGUUUUCCACACAGAAUACGGAGCACUCAACAGAGUUCAUGCUCUUUGGUGGAAUGAGAAUGCAGACAGCCGUGCAGCUGGGAGACACCAGUCUCAUGAGGAUCCCAGGGUCGUGGCAGCUGUUCGGGAAAGUGUCAAUUACCUAGUGUCUCAGCAGAAUAUGCUUCUGAUCCCUACAUCAUUUUCACCAUUGAAAUAGUUUCCCACCAAAGUACAAAGCAUUUUCAUUAAGUGUCUUAAGAUGUGUCUGCUAAUGGUACUUCAGUUCUCCCAAGCGAAUCUCACUUUUAUUUGAAGAAGGUGGUAAGUUAAUUCGCUACGUCUCUGUAUUUUUAAAGCCAUCUCUGUUCUUUGUCGUUACCACCUCAGAAAACAGUCCUGUUCAUUUUCCCCAUGGCAUUUCAGUAGCUAUUUUACAUUAGAAGUAGUUGCAACUAUUCAUGAUCUUUAGUUUUCAUUUCUUUCAGGUUAUCUCUUAUUCUCUAUUUUGACGACCCUUGGCUUUAUAGCAUUUUCUUGUAUUUAAGUGAUGUUUUUACAUUUUUGUGCCUGACAGGACAUGCAAUGUCUAUAUUUUCAACAUGCCUGUUUUUUUGUGAGAUUUAAAAUAACUUUUUGCCCGGUAAAGUUUAUUUUGUAAUAUAAGAAUAUUGGAAAAAAUGUAUUUCUUUACCUUGGCAAAGUAUAGUAACACCUGUGUCAUCUGUAUCAAUUAUGGUUUUCACAUUAAUUAUUAGUCAAUUAGGUCUCUGUUAAAAAAAACCUUCAGAAGACUUGUGUCAUAUGCUGAAAU